Molecule: messenger RNA, 1017 nt
Organism: Staurois parvus
Lineage: Eukaryota; Metazoa; Chordata; Amphibia; Anura; Ranidae
Source: the annotation of a GenBank genome assembly
AUGGCACAAGACAAUGAGACCUCACUAGGAAGUUCUUCUUUGUCCACCUCUUUGGAGGCUGACUCGACCCUCCAGGAGAACUACGUGUGCAGUCUGACCCCUGAACUCAUCCAGAAGGCCCGUGAGGAGCUUCAGGAGAAGCCAGAAUGGAGACUACGUGACGUACAGGCUCUCCGGGACAUGAUAUGGAAGGACUAUCCAAACCUCAGGACCAGAGUGGACGAUGCCUUCCUCCUCCGCUUCCUCAGAGCCCGCAAGUUUGACUAUGACCGGGCCUUGCAGCUCCUGGUUAACUAUUAUAGCUGCCGGAAAGGGUGGCCUGAGCUUUUUACAGACCUGAGACCAUCUGCGGUAAGGCCGGUGCUGGACUCUGGCUUCCUAACAGUCCUGCCUCAUAGCGACACGGAUGGGAGGCGUGUUGUCUGCAUUCGCCCGGGCCGAUGGAACCCCCGGGACUAUCCAAUCACAGAAAACGUACGUGCCAUGUACCUGUCCCUGGAGAAGCUGAUCGAGUCGGAGGAGACACAAGUCAAUGGAAUUGUCAUCCUGGCCGAUUACGAAGGGGUGGGCUUGUCUCAGGCUUCCCAUUUUGGACCCUUUAUAGCCAAAAAAGUGAUUGGGAUUCUGCAGGAUGGGUUUCCGAUCAGAAUAAAAGCCGUCAAUGUCAUCAAUGAACCGAGAAUAUUCAAAGGGAUUUUUGCGAUAUUGAGGCCAUUUUUGAAAGAGAAGAUCGUGAAGCGGUUCUUCCUGCACGGGUCAGACUUGAACUCUCUGCACAGCAACGUGCCAAAGGCCAUCUUGCCCGAUGAAUAUGGAGGGACUGCGGGCAAACUGGAUACCUCUGCCUGGAGUCAGAUCCUCCUGGCGUCUGAAAAUGACUUUGCACAAGGCUUCUACCAGGCCGACCUUACCCGCGAGGGCUCCCUGCAAGGGCUUGUCAUGAACGACUCGGAGUCUGACUACCUGCAGUGUGAGGAGUCCGCUCGUGGGGUGAAAUCUCAGCUCUAUUGUUACUGA